CAUACAUACUGUAAUUUAGAUUUCUUCUUUCUUUUAGGAUGCGAUGACAUAUUUGUCUGAUCUGUUACCAGAUGAUAUGAAGAAGGAGGUGUAUGAACUGUGGGAAGAGUAUGAGCAUCAGUCCAGCGCUGAAGCGAAAUUUGUGAAAGAGCUUGACCAAUGUGAAAUGAUCCUCCAGGCCCUUGAAUAUGAAGAGCUUGAAAAGCGACCAGGAAGACUUCAAGAUUUCUACAAUUCAACUGCAGGAAAAUUUAAACAUCCAGAAAUUGUUGAGUUGGUGUCUGCAAUUUAUGAAGAAAGAGACUCCAACAUAGCUUCACAAGGAAGUAGCUCUCAGCUGUAAAAUCGUUUUAUUUCUGCCCAGAAUAAACUAUUUAUCCUUUUUUA
Bufo gargarizans (Asiatic toad) is the source of this 387-nucleotide messenger RNA. RefSeq names its product HD domain containing 2 (gene HDDC2). Gene Ontology annotation, molecular function: 5'-deoxynucleotidase activity. The record is from RefSeq and is a predicted model, not a curated record. Lineage: Eukaryota; Metazoa; Chordata; Amphibia; Anura; Bufonidae. Gene Ontology annotation, cellular component: cytoplasm. Bases 44 to 343 code for a protein of 99 amino acids. The transcript is spliced from 3 exons.